Messenger RNA from Cordyceps fumosorosea ARSEF 2679, 1443 nucleotides. Its product is annotated as FF domain protein. The record is from RefSeq and is a predicted model, not a curated record. Gene Ontology annotation, cellular component: nucleus. Lineage: Eukaryota; Fungi; Ascomycota; Sordariomycetes; Hypocreales; Cordycipitaceae. The transcript has a single exon. Bases 1 to 1443 code for a protein of 480 amino acids. Gene Ontology annotation, molecular function: transcription coregulator activity; RNA polymerase binding.
AUGCUCAAAUCGACCUACGUGCCGUCGGCGGCAGCCGCAGCAAGCAACGCGCCACUGCCGCCCGACUGGACAGAACACACGGCGCCGACCGGACAUACAUAUUACUACAACGCCGAGACGAGAGAGUCGACAUACAAGCGGCCCGGCGCCCCUCCCACCCCCGAACCGACACCCCAACAGCCACAGUCCUAUCUCCCGUAUGCUGGAAUGCCGUCGCUGGCAGACCCCAAGGUUGCCAACGCCUUUCUUGCCCAGCACAACCGCGGGCCGCAACAACAGCAGCAUCAGCGUCAGGAUCAUGGCAAAGGCGCAACACGGCCUCGCCCACAGCCCAUAGAUAAACCUCGGAGAAAGGUCCCUAUCCCAGGUCACGAGCCAUGGAUCCUCGUGUACACCAAGUACUCGCGACGCUUCGUCUACAAUUCAGCCAAGAACGCGAGCUACUGGCGCAUACCCGAGAAGCUGAUGCCAGCCAUCCUGGAAAUGGACAAGAAGCGCAUACAGCAGAAGGCUACUGGGGAUCAAGACACGGCUGAAGGUCAGGGCGACGAUGCUGGCGACGGGUCGGAAUACGAGGAAGUCGAAGUGACGGAUGACGAGGGCGACGGAGAGAACGACGUCGAAACACACCCUAAUAAACGACUACGGACUGGCGAUACCGACAACGACGAUCCAGAAGAACGAGAAGAAGAGCUGGAGCAGGAUGCCGGCCCUCUCGAAUUCACGGAAGACGACAUCGCGAUGCAGCUACAAAUGAUGGGCGAAGAAUACGGGCUCGAACCAGGCGAGUACGAUGACGGAAGCAACCCGCAGGAUUUGCCCGACGGCGCCGAGGGCCUCGCGUUUUCGCAGGAGGAGUCCGAGCUACUCUUCGCCGACCUCCUCGACGACCUUCGCGUCAGCCCGUACAGCUCGUGGGAGAAGCUGCUCGAGGACGGCAAGAUGGUCGACGACCCACGCUACACGGCACUGGCGACGACCAAGGCGCGCAAGGAGUGCCACGACCGGUGGUCGCGCGCACGCAUUGCCGAGCACAAGGCCCAGCGCGCCCAGCAGGCGAAGCGCGACCCGCGCGUCGCCUACCUCGCACUACUGCAGGACAAGGCCACGCCGAAGCUGUAUUGGCCCGAGUUCAAGCGCAAAUACCGCAAAGACGAGGCGAUGCGCGACGCGGCGUUACCGGACAAGGAUAGGGAGAAGCUGUACCGCGAGCACAUAAAUCGUCUGAAGAUGCCGCCGGCGACGCUGAGGGCGGAUCUCACGGCGCUGCUCCGCGCGCAGCCCGUCGCGCAGCUUAACAGCGCGUCCGUCGGGAACGACGCACUCCCAAGCGCCGUCCUCGCCGACGUGCGGUAUAUUUCUCUACCGCCGAGUGUGAGAGACCCUCUCAUCGAGGCGCUUGUUCAAAGCCUGCCACCACCACCGGCGCCGCAGAGUACGUAG